This is a messenger RNA of Colletotrichum higginsianum IMI 349063, 189 nucleotides long. RefSeq names its product Short-chain dehydrogenase/reductase family Oxidoreductase. The record is from RefSeq and is a predicted model, not a curated record. The coding region runs from base 1 to 189 and encodes 62 amino acids. The transcript has a single exon. NCBI's taxonomy places the organism in Eukaryota, Fungi, Ascomycota, Sordariomycetes, Glomerellales, Glomerellaceae.
AUGCUGCCCAAGAGGAGAGUCGAGAUCGAGGCGGCGAUGGGCACAACAGGCCAGCCGUAUACAAUAACACUCUACGGUGGGACGCCGCACGGGUUCGCCACAAACCCCGACCUCAGCAUCCCCGUGCAAAAAGCCGCAAAGGAAGACGCGUUUCUGCAAGCUGUGCGGUUCUACGAGACUUGGCUAUGA